AUGCCCCGCCGCGUAACAAAAACCAAAACCUUUGCCGGAUGCUGGACAUGUCGUCGCCGCAAGGUAAAAUGCGAUAGUCGCCGGCCGCUGUGUCGUCGCUGUGGGGAUUCGUGCGAGGGCUACGCUGUCGCGCUGCAUUGGAUUGGCGGGGAAGAUGAGCGGCCCUGCGAGGUUAAGCGCAAGGCGAUGCUUAUUUAUGAUCCUCGGCUGCCGGUGCAUGCCGAUCUUGAAGAGGUUGACCGCAUGUUAGAUGAGCUCGAGGCGAUUGUGAAUCUUGUCGGCGAGGGCGCUGUCGGUGCGUUCUCGGCUUUUGCAUAUGACUGUGUGCUGGGGGAUGGCCGCAGGAAUGACAGUCCCAGGAUAUUAGAGGAAAGUCUGGAUGAUAUGCAGCUGGAACUAGUUGGAGGGCAGGUAAUGUGUUUGCCAUCGGAGCUCUCAGUCCAUGUCGAGCCGGCAAUGACGGAAUUAAUGCACAACUAUAUCCAUGUCGUCGCCGAUCUGCUGCAGCCAACGCACCACAGUCAGAAUCCGUACCGGUCUCUGUAUGUCCCGAAAGCGAUGGACGCUGCGGCGGCCUUGCUACUAGUCGGUGUGAGUGGGACGCCUUCGCAUGUUGGUACGGCGCUGCUGCAUGCUCUGCUGGCUGUCUCAGCCUUUCAUAUGCACCGGCACUGUCCAAGUGAGUCGCGGUAUAACCAGGGACGAUUACAUCGGUUGAAGGCAAUCGAGAGCUUGCAAUUAUCGAUUACUGAGGGGAAUAUCGACUUCCACACUACCAUGUCGGCUAUGCUGUCCAUGGUUUCAAUAGAUCUCAUGGAAGGGAGCAUGUCGGAUUUCUGGAUCCACCUGGAUGGCUGCGAGAAGCUGCUUUCAGUAGUCAAGCAGAAUCGAUCCCCAGGUACUGAUCAGCUGUUAACGAUUUGCUCGUUCAUGGGCACUCUAUCUCGCUCCACCGAUCCAUAUCUACCGCCAAAACCCUGGAAGGGGGAUCCAGUGACGAUCGAGGGCUUAUUGGCAAAGUCUCCAUUCUUCCCUGAUAAUCAUAGUCUAGAAUUCACAUAUGGCAUUACUGCCACAUUAGCGAGCUACAUGGACCUUACCAUCUGCCUAUCACAGCACCUCUGCUACUACACCACAAACUACAUCCCAAUUCCUGACUCUUUGGAAAGAGCAAUCUCAACAACCCACAACGCCUUAACAUCCUGGUCCAUCACAGACGAACCUCUAAGUUCGGUUCCUCCCGACGACACAGAAACACUCUCCCUCCUCCGCUGCCACAUCCUCGCCUUCCACGCCGCCCUCGUCAUCCACUUCUACACCCUAACGAACUGGGACCCCGCAGUACGAACUGGAGCAGACUACAACCACAUCUGCGUAACGAACCUCCUCGCAGCUGAAACCUUGAAGUCCUCCGUCAGCACCCGCAGCGGAUGGAACGCCAUGGCCCCCAUUGUCUGGCCGGGAUUUAUUGCAGCUUGUGAAGCGGCGGUUGAUCAGCGCCCGUUGUGGAGGACGUGGUGGGUUAAUGUGCAGCGGUAUUGUAUUGGUAGCAUUUCGAUACUUUGGGAUGUGGUACAGGAGGUGUGGGACUCGGAUGGAUAUGAUGGCAUGCCUGGACCGCGGUGGAUGGCUGUGUUGAGGCGGAGUGGGAGGAGGGUUAUGAGUGGGGGUUGA
Molecule: messenger RNA, 1674 nt
Organism: Aspergillus versicolor CBS 583.65
Lineage: Eukaryota; Fungi; Ascomycota; Eurotiomycetes; Eurotiales; Aspergillaceae
Product: Zn(II)2Cys6 transcription factor
Exons: 3
Coding region: 1-1674 (557 amino acids)
Biological process (GO): regulation of DNA-templated transcription
Molecular function (GO): zinc ion binding; DNA-binding transcription factor activity, RNA polymerase II-specific
Source: RefSeq, a predicted model, not a curated record